GAGCCCAAAAUGAAAGAAGCGACGACGACGAAUCAUACCUCGAAGUUUCGAACAUAAGGAGACGUAUUUUUCAGAAGUCCCAGAAUUAAGAAAUUCCCAAUCAAACUUCGUUGGUUGCAUUACUUUCUGCCACUCCCACCAUCGUUCCUCUCCCCACCGACCAGUCUUCCCUUUCCUUUUGGAUUCCUCUUUUCUCAAACUUUUCCUCUUAACGAAACGAAAAAAAAAAAAAAAACCAGAAACGUUAACACCCAUAUAAAGAGCACAAACCUCGGACAGGAAGACGCCCCCGUGAGAGAUUCACUCCGUCUCUCCUCUUCAAAGGUAAAAAAAACUCAUGAUGUACACGUUUAAAGAGAAAGUGACGGACAGGUUCACCCGUUUCUUCGCCGACUCGUCCCCCUCCUCCUCGUCCUCGUCUCCCCCACCUCAGGCCAGGCCUUAUUCUGAAGGCGUGAAAACCUUUUCUUCAUAUUUUUCCUACAUUAACCAUUCAGUUGGAUUUGAUCGAUCCAUAUCAAAGAAGCAUCAACAUGAUCUCAAAUCAAUUCAAGAACACCCUGCUCUAUAUAGAAAUGCAAACUCUGUUGCUCUAGAUGAAUCCUUGGAAGACUAUGUGAAACGUAGUCCAGUAUGUGACAAGAAGGUAACAACAAUCACUCGAGACGGUGAUGAAGACCCGGCUUCUGGCAGGAGCACUAGUGGGUCUGAAGUGUUUGAAGAGGCUACUAACCGACACAGCCCACAGAAGACUUUUCCGUAUCUCACGGAUGAGUCUGUUUUUAUUUCCACAGAUUUGUAUGAAUUCUUGCUGUCGUCCCUGCCUAAUAUUGUGAAGGGGUGCCAAUGGAUGUUGUUGUACAGUACGUUGAAACAUGGUAUAUCACUGCGUACACUAAUUCGCAAGAGUGCUGAUCUUUCUGGUCCAUGUUUGCUGAUUGCUGGUGACAGGCAAGGUGCUGUGUUUGGUGGGCUGCUAGAUUGUCCCUUGAAGCCUACAGCGAAGAGAAAAUAUCAAGGAACAAACCAAACAUUUGUGUUUACGACCAUAUAUGGUGAACCGAGAUUAUUUAGACCAACAGGAGCCAAUCGAUAUUACCACUUAUGUAUGGAUGACUUGUUAGCAUUUGGCGGUGGUGGCAACUUCGCCCUGUGCUUGGAUGGAGAUCUGUUAAGUGGAACCAGUGGACCCUGCCAAACAUUUGGGAAUUUGUGCUUGGCUCAUAACGAAGAGUUUGAAUUAAAGAAUGUCGAGCUAUGGGGUUUUACACAUGCAUCGCGUUACCUUACCUAGGACAAGCCUCUUUCUCAAUAAUAUUAUUUAUUCAUUUACCUCAAUGUGUAUCUAUAUAUAUAUAUAUAUAUAAGGGAUUGUCCAUUUGUUGAAGUGUAGAAUCCUAGAAUGAACUAAAAAUCGCUGUCUAGUGGCAGUCUUGUAUUAAUAGUUGGAUGUUUGAUUAAUGUCCGAAUGAAUCAUCUUUUCAGUGGAAAAAAUUUUCAGAGCUAUCAGUACUAUAAAUGUUGCGAAUUCGAAUCGGCAGAUCGUUGAGGCUCAAACCAUGCUCUUUGGAACAUGUUCAAAAAAUGCUCUCUGCGAUCAGUGGAAUCGGAAAGAAUGCAGUUGUAGAAAAUGCUUCUCUAAUAAAUUACGUGCCCACUCUAAAGCAUUCGCUCAACUUCGAAAUGCCCAUCCCGCGUUGUAAAUAAUGACUUGACUGCCAUGCAUUGCACGCAUUCAAUAAUUGAUCAACAAGCUUGUCCCUAAUUGCUCAUUCUAGUCAGUGUACCAAAUUACAACAAAAAAAAGUAAGAACCGAGAACAGUUCUGAAUAUAUUGUCCUGUCAGCCACCCACAAUCGGACAUACAAAAGAUAGAACGCUAACGUUAGCCAAAAACCUAUUCCAAAGCGGCAAAAUCUGAUUACAACAAAAUUGGAAAAAAAAAAAGAGAAAAAAGAAAAGGAAAUGAUACAUGAGAUGGGGUACCAA
Carya illinoinensis is the source of this 1989-nucleotide messenger RNA. RefSeq names its product oxidation resistance protein 1-like. The coding region runs from base 338 to 1294 and encodes 318 amino acids. The record is from RefSeq and is a predicted model, not a curated record. Lineage: Eukaryota; Viridiplantae; Streptophyta; Magnoliopsida; Fagales; Juglandaceae. The transcript is spliced from 8 exons.